Stylophora pistillata is the source of this 2048-nucleotide messenger RNA. RefSeq names its product septin-2. NCBI's taxonomy places the organism in Eukaryota, Metazoa, Cnidaria, Anthozoa, Scleractinia, Pocilloporidae. Gene Ontology annotation, molecular function: GTP binding. The record is from RefSeq and is a predicted model, not a curated record.
UUCAAUUCGUAUUUUGCGCGUUCUUCAACCUUCUAUGAUUAAUUAUUCCUUUUAGGUACCUUGAGUAUUUCGCUAAGAGGAAGGAUGAAUUCCAGCAUCAGAGCGAAUCGUGGGAGCAAAGUCAUUUCCGAAGCUCUUAAAGGCCUGCGGACGAUGGAAACUUCCCACAAAGAACCGGAACCCGGUUAUGUUGGAUUUGCAAAUCUCCCCAACCAAGUUCAUCGCAAAUCUGUGAAAAAAGGCUUUGAGUUCACUCUUAUGGUUGUUGGUGAAUCUGGUUUGGGAAAGUCAACCCUUGUGGAUAGCUUGUUUUUGACAGACUUGUAUGAUGAUACUGCCAUUCCAAGAGUAGUUGAUCGUAUUCAUCAGACAGUUGAAAUUGAAACCAACACUGUAGAAAUUGAAGAGAAAGGUAUCAGGUUGAGACUAACAGUGGUAGAUACUCCAGGAUUUGCAGAUGCCGUAGAUAACACUGACUGCUGGCAAGCUGUAACAAAUUAUGUAGAUCAACAAUAUGAAGCAUACUUACAAGAUGAAUCAGGGCUCAAUCGCAGACACAUAGUGGACAACAGAGUUCAUUGCUGCCUGUACUUUAUCUGUCCACAUGGCCAUGGGUUAAAGCCGAUAGACAUUGCUUUCAUGAAGACACUGCAUACCAAAGUUAACAUUGUUCCAGUUAUUGCAAAGGCUGAUUGUUUGACUAAGUUUGAAGUACAGCGACUAAAAAGAAAGAUUUUAGAGGAGAUUGAUGACAAUGGUAUUAAAAUUUACACUUUCCCUGAAUGUGAUAGUGAAGAUGAUGAAGAAUUUGUUCAAAUCAACCAAGAACUCAAGGGUAGCAUUCCUUUCGCUGUGAUUGGUAGCAACAGCGUAACAGACGUGAGAGGAAAACAAGUUCGAGUUAGGCAAUAUCCUUGGGGAAUGGCAGAAGUCGAAAACCCCGAACAUUGUGACUUCAUAAAGCUCAGAAACAUGCUUAUAAGGACACAUAUGCAGGACUUGAAAGAUGUCACACAAGAGGUUCAUUACGAAAACUACAGGGCAGAAAGACUCUCUAGUCAGGGAGAACCUUCCAGUCCACGAAAAACAAUAGAGGGAAUGAAACGAAAAAGUGGUAAUUUCGAAUUGGAAGACGUGGAUACUGCUGAAAUCUCAGAGAAGGACCGAAUGUUGAGGGAAAAAGAAGCAGAGUUGAGGCGAAUGCAGGAGAUGAUAGCUAACAUGCAGAAACAGAUGGCGAAACAAAAAGGACCUGGGCUCGACGAAAAGUUCUGAAUAUGCAAAGAUGUACAUGAAGUUCUGUAAACUUAUAGUGUCUCUGACACUCUCUGCCUGUUUAGUUCUUAUCUAUCGCACUUGUAUGAUAAUUAUGUUCUCACACAGCCGUCUGAAGCUCCUCAUUUGAGCGUUGUGUUUUCACGUAUGCUUCUCUUGGAGAGUAUUGCGUGAUGGGCUAAAUAACGUGACUACCAAGUAACGUAAUAGGAAAAAACGAAUAGUUCUAUGUGAUAUAGAAGAAUAACUAAGUUGUUGGGUUUGAAAUCAUAAGCCGAUUGGCAGGCGUGUUGUGCGACAUGUCAUGCAACAACCCAAUGGAGAAUACCAAUUCUUUUUCUCAAUUAACCACGGUUAGAAUAAUUUUCCAUGUUAAUUCAAGCCAUAAUAAUGACCCGUUGCGAAAUGUGCAGUCUUUUAGAUUGUGUUAUAUUUAUUAAUGUGUUUCCGUCACAUUUGCAACCUCGUGUUUUGAAAGUGAUAAUCUAACCCAUCCCUCCAAGACCUAUUCCAACCUUAUACUAUUUACUUUACUUUUUGUGUGUGUUCAGAGUUUAUCUGGUUAAGAAAAGCAAACAACAUGACGAUAAAAUAAUGGUUCGAAUUCCGUUUCCACAAAAAGCGACCAAACGUAAUCAAGACACUUCUGUCUUUUAAUAGACCAGAAUCAUACUUACUGAUAUAGCUGUUGAAUAUGGCCUACGAAUUUAGGGAUUGCGUUCACGAAGAAAUUCAUGUAUGUUAGGCAAAAAAUACAGCAUACUUUAAAUUAC